AUGUCAAGCGGCUUCAGCAUCAGCUUUGCCAAGAAAUGUAUCGUCGUCACUGGUGGAAACAGGGGCAUUGGUUACGCGCUUAGCAGGGCCGUUGCUCAAGCAGGAGCAAAUGUCGCGAUAAUCUACAGGUCUUCCAAGGACGCCCCUGAGGUAGCAGAGAAACUCUCGAAAGAGUUCAACGUCAAAUCCAAGGCGUACAAAUGCGACGUCUCGGAUACCGACCUCGUCAACAAGACGCUCAAGCAAAUUGACGAAGAGCUUGGUCCCAUCUCGGGCCUUAUUGCUAAUGCUGGUGUAUCCGUUCCCAAACCAGCCCUCGACCUUACCCACGACGAUUUCAAGACCGUAUUCGACGUCAACGUAUUUGGCGUCUUCAACACCGCUCGUGCCGUGGCUAAGUUAUGGCUCGAGCGAAAGCAGCAAGGGUCGAUCGUCAUUACCUCGUCGAUGAGCUCACAGAUUAUCAAUAAGUCUGCGGAAGCCACCCCCCUUGCUCAGGUUUUCUACAACGCCUCCAAAGCCGCUGUUUCGAACCUUACCAAAGGGCUUGCCGCCGAAUGGUCUUCUCAGGGGAUCCGUGUCAACGCCGUGUCUCCUGGUUAUGUCAAUACCGAUCAGACCUCUCACAUGGAAAAGAAAAUCCGCGACUUCCAAGCCCGAUCUCUGCCUCUUGGACGGUUUGCCGAGCCCCAUGAGAUUACUGGCCAAGCACUUUUGCUUCUUUCCGACCACGCCUCCUAUAUGACUGGCGGUGAAUACUUUGUUGACGGCGGUCAUCUCAUUUGGUAG
This is a messenger RNA of Laccaria bicolor S238N-H82, 789 nucleotides long. Its product is annotated as NADP-dependent mannitol dehydrogenase MtDH. The transcript is spliced from 10 exons. The record is from RefSeq and is a predicted model, not a curated record. Gene Ontology annotation, molecular function: oxidoreductase activity, acting on NAD(P)H, oxygen as acceptor. Gene Ontology annotation, cellular component: intracellular anatomical structure. Lineage: Eukaryota; Fungi; Basidiomycota; Agaricomycetes; Agaricales; Hydnangiaceae. Bases 1 to 789 code for a protein of 262 amino acids.